This is a messenger RNA of Selaginella moellendorffii, 1950 nucleotides long. Its product is annotated as aldehyde dehydrogenase 22A1. Bases 68 to 1840 code for a protein of 590 amino acids. NCBI's taxonomy places the organism in Eukaryota, Viridiplantae, Streptophyta, Lycopodiopsida, Selaginellales, Selaginellaceae. The record is from RefSeq and is a predicted model, not a curated record. Gene Ontology annotation, molecular function: aldehyde dehydrogenase (NAD+) activity. The transcript is spliced from 14 exons.
GAGAGUAGAGGCAAAGGUAUAUUCUCGAUUUGAUUGGAAGGGCUAGGUUUUUUCGUCUUCCAUCGCCAUGGAUGUGCUGUGGGCCGUGGCGAUCUUGGCGAUCCUCUUCUACCUCUGCCGCCUCCUCAUGCUGCUCAUCCCGCCCGUGGUGCCCGAGAUCGUGGUCGAUACCUCCGAUGUGAUGCUAGGCAAGGGCGGGGACGACGAUAGCUAUAUCUAUGUGGCUAGAAGGAGGAGCGGCGACGAGGAUACUGUGCAUUGCUACGAUCCGGCUACCAUGAAGUACCUCGGCCAGUUACCUGCAUUGAAUUUCGAUGAGGUUAGUGAUCACGUCGCCAGAGCCCGAGAAGCUCAGAAGAAAUGGGCUCGGAGUAGCUUUGAGAAGCGACGGCAGCUGCUGAGAAUUUUGCUCAAGUACACCAUCGAUCAUCAAGAGCUCAUUUGUGAAGUGUCAGCAAGAGAUUCUGGAAAAACUCUAGUUGAUGCUGCGCUGGGGGAGAUUUUGACGACUUGUGAGAAGAUAACCUGGCUCGUUGGCCAAGGCGAGCAAUGGCUUCAGCCGGAAUACAGAUCUGCUGGAAGAAUGAUGCUUCACAAGACUGCAAGAGUAGAGUACUCACCUAUUGGUGUCAUCGGGGCCAUCGUUCCAUGGAACUAUCCAUUUCAUAACAUUUUAAAUCCCAUGGUCUCUGCAGUGUUCGCUGGUAAUGCUAUUGUUAUAAAGGUCUCAGAGCAUGCAAGCUGGUCGGCGUUUUUUUAUUCUCGAAUUAUCAAAGCUGCUCUUCGUGCCGCGGGAGCACCCGCUGAUCUUGUUCAUGUCAUCACAGGAUACGGUGAAACUGGAAAAGCGCUUGUUAGUCUUGUGGACAAAUUGAUAUUCGUUGGCUCAACAGCCGUCGGGAAAAUGGUGAUGGAACAAGCUGCUAAAACAUUAACUCCUGUGGUUUUGGAGCUCGGUGGAAAAGAUCCUUUUAUCGUCUGUGAAGACGCAGAUGUUUUACAGGUUGCUCAGAUAGCUGCAAGAGCGGCUCUGCAGUCAAGCGGCCAAAACUGUGCCGGUGCCGAGAGAUUUUACAUUCAUGCUCAAAUUUACCAGCAGUUUGUGGAUGAAGUAGUAAGAAUCGUGAGAACAGUUCGAAUGGGGCCACCUCUAGAGGGUCUGUUUGACAUGGGAGCAGUGUGCAUACAAGAACACACUGAUCGCUUGCAAGCUUUGGUAAAUGACGCUGUUACUAAAGGUGCCGAGAUUGCAGUUCGUGGAGAUCUGGUUCUCCCAGAUUUUGGGAACUCUGUCGUUGGACAGUUUUAUCCUCCGACUGUUCUCUUGAAUGUCAAUCACUCCAUGCGCUUGAUGCAAGAAGAGAUCUUUGGUCCAAUAAUUCCCAUCAUGAAGUUCCACAGCGACGACGAAGCUAUCACUUUGGCAAAUGACUCCAACUUCGGACUAGGAUGCUCGGUUUUCUCGGCCAACAAGGAGCGAGCUGUUGCUAUUGCUUCGAAAAUCUACUGUGGAAUGGCGGCUAUCAACGAUUUUGCAGUAACUUAUAUGUGCCAGUCUCUUCCUUUUGGAGGUGUGAAGAACAGCGGUUUUGGAAAGUUUGCCGGCGUUGAAGGCCUUCGAGGCUGCUGUCUGGUGAAAUCUAUUGCCGAGGAUCGAUUUUCCUUUUUCAAGACAGUGAUUCCCAAGCCACUUCAGUAUCCCGUAGCGGAGAAUGCUUUUCAGUUUGAGGAGGCUCUGGUAAGAAUGUUUUACGGGCUUACAGUCGUGGAAAAGUUCCAGGGCCUCGUCAACCUGGUGAAAAUCUUUACAGAACAAAAGGACGUAAAAAAGACAUUGUAAAAAACGUAUAGUACAAAUUGUUGACAAUUAUCAUGACUUAGAGGACGUUCACUGACAUGAGUAAUACUAUCUCUCCACAAAGGCUGCGUUAGUAAUGCCUCUUCCAACAA